Messenger RNA from Acanthosepion pharaonis, 3663 nucleotides. Lineage: Eukaryota; Metazoa; Mollusca; Cephalopoda; Sepiida; Sepiidae. The record is from the annotation of a GenBank genome assembly.
AUGUAUUCCCUCUCUAUAUUCUUUUUCCUUCUUUCUCCUCUCCCUUAUUCUUUCUAUUUCUUCUCCUUCUACUCCUUCCCUAUUCUUUCUCUUUCUUCUUACUUCCCCCUUUCCUUCGCCUGUAUUCCCUCUCUAUAUUUUUUUUUCUUUCCUUCCCUUAUUUCUUUCUAUUUUCUUCUCCUUCUCUCCUUCUCUAUUCUUUUUAUCUCUUUCCUCCCUUUCCUUCGCCUGUAUUCCCUCUCUAUAUUCUUUUCCCCCCUCCUUCUUUUUUCUUUCUCCUUUUAUUCUUUCUAUAUUCUUCUCCUCCUACCUCUUCCGCCUUCCCUUUUUCCUCUUUCUCAAUCUUUCUACUUCUCUUCCCCCUUUCCUUCUUCUUCUUUUUUCUUCUCUAUAUUACUUCUUCCUUUUUCCUCCUUCUCCUUAUUCUUUUCUAUAUUCUUCUCCUCCUUUAUCUCCUUCUCUAUUCUUUCUACCUCUUCCCUUUCCUUUAACCUUUUUCCCCUCUCUCAUAUUCUUUCUCCUCCACCUCUUUCUCACUUCCUUCAUUCUUUUCUUUUUUUCUUCUCCUUCCUACUCUCCUUCUCUAUUCUUUAUACUCUUUCCCUUUCCUUUGCCUUCUAUUCCCUCUCUUUAUUCUUUUCCUUUAUUUCUCCUUCCUUAUUUGUUUCUAUAUUCUUUCUCCUCCUCCUACUCCUUCUCCUCCCUAUUCUUUAUACUCUCUUCUUCGUUUUAUACCUUUCCUUUCUUUUCUUCCUUCCUUUCUUCCCUCUUCCCCUCUUUCUUUUCCUUCUUUUCUUUUUUCCUUCUUUUUCCUUUCUAUAUUUCUCUCCUCCUGUUUUUAUUCCCCCUUUCCUCCUCCCCCUCUUUUCUUUUCCUUCCACCUCCUUAUAUUUCUAUAUUCUUCUCCUCCUACUCUCCUUCCUAUUCUUUAUACUUCUUUUCUUCCUCUCUAUAUUCUUUUCUUUUUCUCCUUCUUUAUACUUUCUUUAUUCUUCUUUGUUUUCUAUCUCCCUUCUUAUUCUUUCUAUUUAUUUUUACUCUUUUCCCCCCUUUCCUUUCCCUCCCCCUCCUCCUAUAUUCUUUUCCUUCUUUCUCUUUCUUUCCUUUCUUUCUUUCUUUCUUCUUCCCCUACUUCCUUCUCUAUUCUUUUCCUUCUUCCCUUUCCUUCGCCUGUAUUCCUCUCUAUAUUCUUUUCCUUCUUUCUCGAUUCCUUAUUUUUUUUAUAUUUUCUCUCCUCUCUCCUUCCUUUCUCCUUCUCCUCCACCUUCUCCUGUAUUCCUCUCUCUAUUCUUUUCCUUCUUUCGAUCCCUUUUCUUUCUACCUUCUUCUCCUCCCACUUUUCCUUCUUUUCUUUUUUCUUCUUUCCUUCCUUUGUUUUCCUACUUUUUUUCUUUAUUCUUUCCUUUAACUUCUUUCUCCUUCCCUCAAUCUUUAUAUUCUCCUCCCCUUCCCUCCUUCUACUUAUUCUUCUCUAUAUUCUUUUCUUCUUUCUCUUCCUUUCUUUCUUUCUUCUCCUCCUUUCUCUUUCCCUAUUCUUUAUUUUCUCUUCCCCUUUCCUUCGCCUGUAUUCCCCUCCUCUAUUCUUUUUUAACUUCUUUCUCGCUUCCUUAUACUAUCUCUUCUCCUCCCACUUUCCUUCUCUAUUCUUUAUACUCUCUUCCCCCUUUCCUUCGCCUGUAUUCCUCUCUCUCUUUUCUUUCCUUCUUUCUCUUUCUCCAUUUAUUUCUUCUUUUCUAUCUUCUUCUCUCUCCUCCUCUCCUUCUUAUUCUUUAUAUUCUUUUUCCCCUUUUCUUUCUCCUUCUUUUAUAUUCUUCUUAUUCUUUUCCUUUCUUUCUCUCUUCCCCUUCCUUUCCUUUCUUUCCUCCUUCUUUCCUUCUCUAUUCUUCCUUUAUUCUUUCUUUAUCCUUAUCCUCUCUUUCCCCUUUCCUUCUUCUUUCCUCCUCCCCUCUUUUAUUCUUUUCCCUCUUUUCUCUUCCUUAUAUUCUUCUUCUUCUUUUGUUCUUUCUCCUUUCUAUUUUCUUACUUCUUCCCCUUCCUUCCUUCCCUUCCUUCUCUAUUCUUUUUUUUCUUUUCUUUUUUCUUCUUAUGUUUUCUAUCCUUCUUCUCCUUUAUCUUUCUCCCAUUCUUUAUUUCUUCCCCCUCCUUCGCCUUAUUUGUUUUUUUCUUUUUUUCCUCUCUCCCUCCUCCUCUAUAUUUCUCCUCUUCUUCUCUCCACUCUCUUCCCCCUUUCCUUCUUCCUUAUUCCCUUCUAUAUUCUUUUUCUUUCCUUCUUUUCUUCCUUCCUAUACUUUCUAUUUCUUCUCUUCCUCUCUCCUUCUUUAUUCUUUUUCUCUCUCUUCCCUUUCCUUUCUCCAUUUAUUCCCUUCCUUAUUCUUUUCCUUCUUUCUCCUUCCUUAUACUUUCUAUAUUCUUCUCCUCCUCUUUUUCCUUCUCUAUUCUUUAUACUCUCUUCCCCUUUCCUUCGCCUUCCCUCUUUCCUAUUCUUUUCCUUCUUUCUCUUUUCCUUAUCUUUCUUUCUAUUUUUUAUCUUUUUUCAUUUCCCUUAUAAUUUAUUUUUUUUCUUUUCUUUCUCCUUCUCUAUUCUUUAUACUCUCCUCCCCUUUUUAUUCCCUUCUUCCUUCUAUAUUCUUUUCCUUCUUUCUCUCCUCUCUUUAUACUUUCUAUAUUCUUCUCCUUUUCCUUCUUUUCUCCUUCUCUGCCCUUCCUCACUUUCCUUCGCCUCCUAUUUUCUUUUUCUUCUCUCCUCCUUCUUUCUUCUCCUGUUCUUCCUUAUACUUUCUAUUUUCUUCUCCUCCUACUUCUUUCCUUCUUUCCUAUUCUUUAUACUCUUUCCCCCCCUUUCCUUCGCCUUUUUCCCUUAUUCUUUAUAUUCUUUUCCUUCUUUUUCCUUCCCCUUAUUUCUAUAUUCUUCUCCUCCUACUCUCCUUCUCCCUCUCACUCUUUCUUUUCUCCCCCUUUCCUUCGCCUUUAUUCCCUCUUUUUAUAUUUCUUUUUUCCUUCUUUCUUAUACUUUCUAUAUUCUUCUCCUUCCUUCUCCUUCUUCUAUUCUUUUCCUAUCCUCUUCCCCCUUUCCUUCCUUUAUUUAUUUCCCUCUUAUUUCUUUUUUUUCUUUCUCCUUCCUUAUACUUUCUAUAUUCUUCUCCUCCUCCUCCUUCUAUCUUUUAUUCUUCCCCUAUGUUCUUUUCCUUUCUUUCUAUAUUCUUUUCUUCUUUCCUCUUCCUUUAUACUUUCUUUUCCUUCUUCUCCUUUUUUCUUCUUUCUUUUCUAUCCCUCCUUCGUUUAUUCCCCUCUCCAUUUAUUUUCCUUCUUUUCUUUCCUUAUUUGUUUUAUUCUUUUCCCCUCCUUUCUUUCUCUUUUCAUAUCCUCUCUUCCCCUCUUCUUCCUUUCUUUUCUUUCUUUCUUUUCCUUUCUUCCUUUCCGCUCCAUUCUUUUCCUUCUUUCUCCUUUUUAUUCUUUGUUUUCUAUCCCCUUUAUCUUUCCCUUUAUUUUACCUCUAUUUUUUCCUUCUUUCUCCUUCCUUAUUCUUUCUCUUCUCCUUCUCCUCCUCCUUCUAUUCUUCUUUUCGAUUGUUCUUUCUUUCUUUCUUUUUCCUUUUCUUUCUUUAUUUUUCUAUUCCUUCUUCUUUUUAUCCCUUCUUUCUCUUUUUCUUCUUUGUUUUUUUAA